GCAGGGCUGGCAUUUAAACUCCCGCCGCCGGCUGAGGCGGUUCCAUUUCCUCCUCCUUCUCCUCCUCCUGGCAUCUUCGGCGACCGCGGCGAUGUUCAGCUGGCUGGGCGGCGACGACCGGCGUCGGAAGGACCCGGAGGUUUUCCAGACGGUGAGCGAAGGGCUGAAGAAGCUCUACAAGGCCAAGCUGCUGCCGCUGGAGGAGCACUACAAGUUCCACGAGUUCCACUCGCCCGCCCUGGAGGACGCCGACUUCGACAACAAGCCCAUGGUGCUGCUGGUGGGCCAGUACUCCACCGGCAAGACCACCUUCAUCCGGUACCUGCUGGAGCAGGAUUUCCCCGGGAUGCGGAUCGGUCCUGAACCCACGACGGACUCCUUCAUCGCAGUGAUGCAGGGCGAUGUGGAAGGGAUUAUCCCUGGCAACGCCCUGGUGGUGGAUCCCAAGAAGCCCUUCCGGAAACUCAACGCCUUUGGCAACGCCUUCUUGAAUCGAUUUGUGUGUGCCCAGUUGCCGAAUGCGGUCCUGGACAGCAUUAGUGUGAUUGAUACCCCAGGCAUCCUUUCCGGAGAGAAGCAAAGGAUCAGCCGAGGCUACGAUUUUGCCGCCGUCUUGGAGUGGUUCGCCGAGCGGGUAGACCGCAUCAUCCUCCUCUUUGACGCCCACAAGCUGGACAUCUCCGAUGAGUUUUCGGAGGUGAUCAAAGCCCUGAAGAACCACGAGGAUAAGAUGCGUGUCGUCCUCAACAAGGCCGACCAGAUCGAGACCCAGCAGCUCAUGCGCGUCUACGGCGCCCUGAUGUGGUCGCUGGGGAAGAUCGUCAACACCCCCGAGGUCAUCCGGGUUUACAUUGGUUCCUUCUGGUCUCACCCGUUGCUCAUCCCAGAUAACCGGAAGCUCUUCGAAGCUGAGGAGCAGGAUCUUUUCCGCGACAUUCAGAGCCUGCCCCGGAAUGCCGCGCUGCGGAAACUCAACGACCUCAUUAAACGGGCCCGCUUGGCCAAGGUUCAAGCCUACAUCAUCAGCUCUCUGAAGAAAGAAAUGCCCUCCGUCUUCGGCAAAGACAACAAGAAAAAAGAGCUGGUCAGCAACUUGGCCGAGAUUUACGGCCGGAUUGAGCGAGAGCAUCAGAUCUCGCCAGGGGAUUUCCCCAAUUUAAAAAAAAUGCAAGAGCAGCUCCAAGGUCAAGAUUUCAGCAAAUUUCAGCCCCUGAAGGCCAAGCUGUUGGACGCAGUGGAAGACAUGUUGGCCCGCGACAUUGCCCAGCUGAUGGUCUUGGUGCGCCAGGAAGAAUCCCAGAGGCCGGCCCAGAUGGUCAAAGGCGGGGCCUUCGAAGGGACUCUCCAUGGCCCCUUCGGACAUGGCUAUGGAGAAGGUGCCGGAGAAGGCAUUGAUGAUGCCACCUGGGUUGUGGCCCGUGACAAGCCCAUGUACGACGAGAUCUUCUACACCUUGUCCCCUGUCGAUGGGAAGGUAACUGGGGCCAACGCCAAGAAGGAGAUGGUGAGGUCCAAACUCCCCAACACCGUGCUGGGCAAGAUCUGGAAACUCUCCGACAUUGACAAGGACGGGAUGUUGGAUGACGAAGAGUUUGCCUUGGCCAACCAUCUCAUCAAGGUCAAAUUGGAAGGCCACGAGCUUCCGAGUGAGCUACCGCCUCACCUCAUCCCACCAUCCAAGAGGAAAAUGGCAGACUGACUGACCUCCGGAAUGCCGUUGGAGAUGGGAAAGUUCCUCUCUUGGUUGUUUGAGCCUCUGGAGAUGUGUGAGGUCCACCUCUUGAUGGGACAACCCUACCGGGGAAAACAAAACGGGAGGUCGACCUCAGCUCUGCUUUGUUGUCGCAUUAUGCAACUCUCUUCUUGAUAUCAUAUCUUGUUGCCUGGUCCCUGUCUUGUCAAAGGAAAGUCACGGCAGAACUUCGAGAAGAUCCUCCAUUGGCCUUCAACCAAGGGUUUGAAUUGGAUUGGAUUGGAUUCCUCUUCAACCAGUUGAAUUGGAUUGGAUUCCUCUUCAACCUGUUGAAGGGAGCCUUGUAGACCAAGUCAACCCCUUGGAUGAAAUAUCAGGACUUCAAAUUUACACUUCGGUGUCUUGGGAAGACGUCUUUGACGUUCAACCUUCCUGGCCUUUGAUAUGAAGACUCGGGCUGCCGAUACAUCUACCCCAUGACUUGGCCUUCUGCCCAUUGGGAACCCGUGGUCCAUCAGAAACAUCGUCUUCUCUCAUUUAUCUUUAAGGAUGAUGGGAUGUCUUCUCCAUGGAUGUUCCAGAAGACCACUUUUGUAAGUUAGAACUCGGUGGUUCAUUCUUGAUCGUGAAUGGGGGAAUCUCUAGAUUUAAGGAACGACAAAAGUUGGGUGUGAUGCACCCCCCAGAAGUUCACUAUCCGAAAGGUUUCUAGAAGGUUGAACCUCAUUUAGGCGAUCAAUGUCACCUGGGUAUCUCCAGAUUAGGAAAUGACCCAAGCUUUUCCAACCCGUAAAACAAGUUUGAUCUUCCCCUCUAGAUAAGCUGGACGUCAAAUCGUUGUCUUUCAUCCACACACACCAUUAACAGCCGCAUUUCAGCUCCGUUGCAAUCCCCGCUCGUCGUCGGCCAAUUUCCUACAACAAAUCGCAACCCUUUCUACACCGGUGUUGCCUCCGAAGAACCUUCUGUCCCACGAGGAGACCAUCUCCCCCUAGGGAUGGUCUUCAGGUGGGCCGAACUACAUCUUACACCUUCUCCAGACACAGGAGCCACCUACUGGAGGUUGAAAAUGUGAACCCAGAGCUGAGCCAAACUCAUUUCCGGCCUCUCAUUUCACAUCUCGAUUUGUGAAUUUUGUUUGGCCUUGUGUGCAGACCUACAACUUCUUGUCGCUUCGGACAGAACAAACUUCUACUGUCUUUCAAAAGAGUGCGAGAAACAGAAAACCCGGACGCCUAUAACUUAUUUUAUUUUAAUAUUAUACAUAGAAACAUAUAUAUCCCAUGUGUGUGUAAUUAUA
This is a messenger RNA of Notechis scutatus (mainland tiger snake), 2993 nucleotides long. The record is from RefSeq and is a predicted model, not a curated record. NCBI's taxonomy places the organism in Eukaryota, Metazoa, Chordata, Lepidosauria, Squamata, Elapidae.